This is a messenger RNA of Puccinia graminis f. sp. tritici CRL 75-36-700-3, 360 nucleotides long. RefSeq lists its product as uncharacterized. The record is from RefSeq and is a predicted model, not a curated record. The transcript has 2 exons. Bases 1 to 360 code for a protein of 119 amino acids. Lineage: Eukaryota; Fungi; Basidiomycota; Pucciniomycetes; Pucciniales; Pucciniaceae.
AUGAGGGUUUGUAACAAGUUCGGCGGAAGUUACUCACAAGUGGAGCGUCGACUGAGAAGUGGAAUGAGCCGAGAUGAAAUUCUUUCCGAGGCAAAGGAGCUCUACAAAUCUGAGAACGAGACGGCAUUCAAUCUCGAUCACUGUUGGGUGAUCUUAAGAGAGCACCCCAAGUGGCAGGCUACUCAGCAAGAGAACGAUCUCAAAGCCAAAAAGUCAAAGGAGGCAAGUAGCACACCUGAAACCGACGAGGCUGUGCCAUCAAGCCCCCAAGCUGGUACUCAACCCGACGACGAGGACGAGCAAUCAAACCGUAGCGUCCUGGGAUCCGAAUCGCGUUGUAAGACUCAAGAGUGGUUGUGA